AUGACAGACUUCUGGUUGAUAUCUGUUCCUCUGGACAGGACCAGCUCACAGUCUCUGGAGAAACUCAAGCAUUCUGUAGCCAAAACCAAACUUGCCUCCAGCUUCAAGUUUUCCAUCCCAGAAUUGAAGGUUAGGAUUUGUGCCGCAUAGCUACCAAGAGGCUCAAAUAGAUGAACAAGGCCACUUGACUUGGAUUGUACCGCCUUCAUCGACCUUCCAAGCAUGACAUAACUUCCGCAUUUCUUUGUACAGUAGCAAUUCACAUCUGACAACACAGCAGCUCUAUGGUAAUGAAUGACAACACUGCGAUCCACUAGAAAUUAAAGUUGAAUGAGACCACAGUUGGACAAGUUGGACAAGUAUUUCCACCUCACAGUCACUAUACUACGCAAUACAUCUGUGAUAACUGUUCAGGUCAGCAAUGGUCAGAUUCAGAGUAUUGUAUAUUUACAGGACAAAGGUGUUCAGUUGCCUUCCCUGGUGAAGUGGUGGGCUCAUAUUUCACUCUUCAAGUGAUGGUUUGGAGUCUUUCAGAAUGUUUUCCAUUUGACCUCUUUCACUCAACUUGAUCGAUAAGGUCUACUAGCCUGUCCUAAGUUUCAAUUGGGGAAAAAAGCUAACUGAAACCUGCUCCUUGUUUUGAGGCUAAGUGAGAUGUUACAAUGUAAUUGCAGCCUGCCAGUCACCUGUUAUACGUUUACACUUCAAGUAUUAUGAUUGUAACAUUUCCACUUCUAAUCUCCCAGGUUGGAACAUUGGACAUCCUCCUGGGUGUGUCAGAUGACCUCUCCAAACUGGACACUCAAGCUGAGAGGUACAAGACACUUUCAGGGUCAUGUUGGUGUGUUUUGUGCCUGUGUGCUUCCUCACUAUGUUAUAGGCUAGUAGUAAUUUACUCUACUAACUGUAUACCUCUUUAAGUUCUUCUUUCAUUAUUAAUUUAUGCUUGGAUGAUGCUGACAUUUUGUUUCCUGCUUUUCCAUUGGCUUGAAUAUGAGCUGGGCAGGCUGAAGUUGUUAGUUAGAAGUUCCUUAAUAGUUUAGUGUACUGAUCAGUGCUUGACUUCGGCAGGAGCUCACCGAAGCUGUGUACCGGCACCUCAACUUUUCUGCUGCUUGAGCUCCUGUUCCUCUUAUAGAAUAUUUGCUCAAAAGUAUUGUAGAGCUCCUGCACCUAAAUACAAACAGUACCGGCACCCAAAAUGAGAACCGGAACCUAUUUCAGUCCAAGUCAUGCAUUGGUACUGAUUAUAAGGAUAUUGGGAAGGGCUUUGCUCUUAUGAGCCCCGGAAGUCUGAGUUUACUUUUAGGAAACUGUAGUCUCUUAUUACAAGUGCUAAGCACAUCCCCUACCUAUAAAGUGCUCUUGGGAAAUUGGUACUUGUAUAAAGUUUUGUUUGUAGAGCUCUUCAUCUUCCUUGUGAUAUACAAAUAUAACAAUUUGUUAAGUCAUAAGGCUCUGGUGAUGUUUAUUUCCUGUCAUGAUAAGUGGCUUGUCACCUCCAUGUUCUCCAGAGUAAUGCAGAGGACAGCUCAGUGCAUGGCGGAGGUGAUGGAGCAGGCCAGUGAUAAAGUGGUGGAGAAUGCCCUGGCUAACGGCGGUGAGUCCCAGUGACAGUUACCCUACCCUGGGUAUAGGGCAUGAGGGCCUGGGGGACCGGAGUCAAACAGUAUAGUAUAGUAAGCACCUGUAGCAAGACGCUGAUCAAACAGCACAGAAGUGCGUGUGCACGUACAUGCGCAUACACACUACACAUACACACGUGCUCGUGCACGCACGCACACACACAUACACUUUUACACACACACACGCACACGCACAUACACACACACAUGCACACACACAUGUAGCCGGCAGGUAGCCUAGUGGUUAAGAGCAUUAGGCCAGUAACCAAAAGGUUGCUGGGUCAAUCCACCGAGCCGACUAGGUGAAAAAUCUGUCGAUGUGCCCUUGAGCAAGGCACUUAACCCUAAUAAAUAAGUCGCUCUGGAUAAGAGCGUCUGCUAAAUGACUAACAUUUAAAAAAUGUACACACACACACCACCCUGCUCCAACCUGCUUGUUCACUUCAGAUCUGGGUACAUUUAUGUUGUGUUUGCAAUAAGGAGCAAUUUGCAAAUGAACACACCCAUGUUUGUUACAGUAGCAAACUAUGUUUCCACCUCACUAGGUCAUUGUUAAUACAACAUUGUCUCUUGGUACUUUUUUGUACUCUGUAGAAUUAGUUGUUAUGUUUUUUUUUGUUCCCUUUGUUUGCUUCUAUGUUGGUGCUACUAGUUAUUAUGCAGUUAUUACCAUUAGUUAUUACCAUGACCAUUACCUAAAGGUUUCUGAUCUAAGAAAGUUCUGACAGCUGACGUUCUACAGCUAAGAGACUAGUAGUAGUAUGCUCAUCGUUCUGCCCUCAUCUCCCCACCACGUCUCCCCUCAUCAGACCCCAAGACUCAUCAUAAAGUCUCCCAGUCACCCUCGAAAGCCUACUUCAAGACCUUGCUGGGUAUUUUGGCUUGUGUUUGGGAUUUUAUCUGCUUUGCUUGCAGGAUUGUAGGAUUGUAAUGCUGAUGCAGAGUUUGGUUGGUUUGAUUGGUGUGUUUUGGAUAGUUUUCUUAAUUUAGUCUUUACUCUCAUGCACAUGUAUACUGAACAAAAAUAUAAACGCAACAUGCAACAAUUUCAAAGAGUUACAGUUCUUAUGAAGAAAUCAGUCAAUUGAAAUAAAUUCAUUCGGCCCUAAUGUAUGGAUUCCACAUGACAGGGAAUACAGAUAUGCAUCUUUUGGUCACAGAUACCUUAAAAGAAAUGAGCCUCACAAUGGGCCUCAGGAUCUCGUAACGGUAUUUCUGUGCAUUCAAAUUGCCAUCAAUAAAAUGCAAUUGUGUUCGUUGUCCAUAGCUUAUGCCUGCCCAUACCAUAACCCCACCACCACCAUGGGGCUCUCAAUUCACAACGUUGACAUCAGCAAACCGUUCGCCCAUAGAGCGCCAUACACGUGGUCUGCGGUUGUGAGGUCAGUUGGACGUACUGCCAGAUCUUCUAAAAUGACGUUGGAGGCGGCUUUUGGUCGAGAAAUGAACAUUAAAUUCUCUGGCAACAGCUCUGGUGGACAUUCCUGGAGUCAGCAUGCCAAUUGCACGAUCCCUCAAAACUGGAGACAUCUGUGGCAUUGUGUUGUGUGACAAAACUACACAUUUUAGAGUGGCCUUUUAUUGUCCCCAGCACAAGGUGCACCUGUGUAAUGAUCAUGCUGUUUAAUCAGCUUCUUGAUAUGCCACACCUGUCAGAUGGAUGGAUUAUCUUGGCAAAGGAGAAAUGCUCACUAACAGGGAUGUAAACAAAUUUGUGCCCAACAUUUUAGAGAAAUAAGCUUUUUGUGCAUAUGGAAACUUAUGGGGAUCUUUUAUUUCAGCUCAUGAAACAUGGGGCCAACAUUUUACUUGUUGUGUUUAUAUUUUUGUUCAGUGUAGUUGUGUUGUGUAUACAUCUGUGUUUGUCUUUGUGUGUGUGUAUACGUCCAUCUGUGAUUCUGUGUGUGUGUGUCUCAGCAUGUCCCUGUUUGCUGAGCUCUGUUUUGUAUGGAGCCCUUUUGUUUUGUGUCACUGUGAAAUUGAUUGCCUGUGACAUGUUGUCUGUGCAUCUCAACAGUGGAUCUGGUCAGUUAUGUGACAAAGUUCCAGUGGGACAGAGCCAAGUACUCCACUGCACUGCCUUUUAAGAGCCUGGCAGACAUCAUAGCCAAGGUAUCCCUCUACUUGUUUUAUACAUACUGUAUACAUUAUGUAUUAAUUCAUUCUUACAUUCAAAUGACUGUGUGUGUGUGUGUGUGUGUGUGUGUGUGUGUGUGUGUGUGUGUGUGUGUGUGUGUGUGUGUGUGUGUGUGUGUGUGUGUGAGCGUGCAUUCGUGCGUGAACUGGCUGUGGUACUAGUACUACAGCCAUGUAGCUCAGUUGAUAGAGCAUGGCGUUUGCAACGCCAGGGUUGUGGGUUCGUUUCCCACAGGGGGCCAGUAUAAAAAAAUAAAAUAAAAAAUGUAUUCACUAACUGUAAGUCGCUCUGGAUAAGAGCGUCUGCUAAAUGACUAAAAUGUAAAAAUGUAAAUGUACUCAAAAUAUAUUCCUGAUAAUAGAUCUAUUUUUUCUAGUACAUUCAGGUUAGAAGCAAUGUAAGGCAAGAUACCCCAUCUGGUACAUGUGUUUGAGUUCAGGCAGAGCUGGGCAAACAAGUAGCACAGAGUCUCUCUCUCUGUGUCUGAAGGUCAGACUAACCGCAGGUAUAAUGUUACCAGCAGAAAAGAAGAGUGAGUCUGACCACAGCUCAACUCUAUUGCCAGUACUGCUCUCAUUGGCUCUAAUUGUGUCUGUUAAUCCCUUUCAUUUGUGAGCCAGACAGACACUGACCUCAAGUCUUAAUGUAAGGAUCAUGCAGUGGUGUACAAUGGCCUUUUUAUUAAAAAGGCAAUCAAAUCCAUAGAGAUCCUAUAAUUUCUAAUUGUAUGAUCACAUCAUACCAUCUGGUUUAAUAAUAAACAAAAUAAGAUGUUGUUACAAUAAAUUUGGUAUGUAGUGUGAUGACUAUAUAAAGUGGGUUUUAUCAAAGUAAAACUCAAUAUGUGCCCAAAUCUCUUACCUGAUGCAAUGUUGUUGUGAUGUUGACAUAACUUAGCGAUGUGUGUCUACAGGAAGGUCUAUGAGGAGGGCGAGGAAGCCAUUUUCACUGUUACCCUUUUCAAGAAGGACAGGUAAUUCAGCAGCAACUUAGGACAUCACUUGAUACUUUUCUGAACAACAAGAAGUAAAUAACUAAUUUGAUCUAAUGUGGUCAUGGCAACAGGUUCACGAUACGAGAAUUUUGCUUCGAUCAGGUGGAGCUUCAGAAGCGGGAGAUGAGCCGUCUUCUUGUGGACAAGAAGGAGCAGUAUGUAAGUGAAGCAUUUUGAGUGUAUGUAGGUGGAUUAUAAGUAACUUGUGGAUGCAUAUGUAGAGUAUGAGUUUGUGUGUAUACGUAUGUGUGUGUCUUCUCCGAAGGGAACCUUUGUGCGUUGGCUCAAGGUGAACUUCAGUGAAGUGUUUGUGGCCUGGAUCCACCUGAAAGUCCUGGAGGUGUUUGUGGAAUCUGUUCUCAGGUCAGUCAAAUACAUUUAUUGUCAAAUUCAAUUGAUGUCAUAUGAUAACCAUACAGUUACUAGUUAGUCUGUACUUGGUCAGGUAUGGGCUGCCGGUGAGUUUUCAGGCAUUGCUGCUGCAGCCAGAUAAGAAGCGUACAAAGAAAUUGAGGGAGCAGCUGAGUUCUCUGUUUGGACACUUGGACCCUACAGCUUCUGCCAUGAUCUCCAGCAAGCCUGAAGUGAGAGUAAUUUCCUUUGUUCAACUUUAGGUGUUUUAUGGGAUUGUCUCUCCCAUAGAUAUAUACACUGAACAAAAAUAUAAACGCAACAAGCAACAAUUUCAAUGAUUUUACUGAGUUACAGUUCAUAUAAGGAAAUCAGUCAAUUGAAAUACAUUAAUUAGGCCCUAAUUUAUGGAUUUCACACGACUGGGAAUAAAGAUAUGCAUCUGUUGGUCACAGAUACCUUAACAAAAAAGGUAGGGGUGUGGAUGAGAAAACCAGUCAGUAUCUGGUGUGACAUCUCCUCCUUUGCAUAGAGUUGAUCGGGCUGUUGAUUGUGGCCUGUGGAAUGUUCUCCCACUCCUCUUCAAUGGCUGUGUGAAGUUGCUGGAUAUUGGCAGGAACUGGAACACGGUGUCGUACACGUCUAUCCAGAGCAUCCCAAACAUGCUCAAUGGGUGACAUGUCUAGUAGGUAUGAAGGCCAUGGAAGAACUGGGACAUUUUCAGCUUCCAGGAAUUGUGUACAGAUCCUUGCGACAUGGGGCCGUGCAUUAUCAUGCAGAAACAUGAGGUGAUGGCGGCGGAUGAAUGGCACGACAAUGGGCCUCAGGAUCUCGUCACGGUAUCUCUGUGCAUUCAAAUUGCCAUCGAUAAAAUGCAAUUGUGUUUGUUGUCCGUAACUUAUGCCUGCCCAUACCAUAACCCCACUGCCACCAUGGGGCACUCUGGGCUGGCGUGGUUACACGUGGUCUGCGGUUGUGAGGCCGGUUGGACGUACUGCCAAAUUCUCUAAAACAACGUUGGAGGCGGCUUUUGGUAGAGAAAUUAACAUUCAAUUCUCUGGCAAAAGCUCUGGUGGACAUUCCUGCAGUCAGCAUGCUAAUUGCACGCUUCCUCAAAACUUGAGACAUCUGUGGCAUUGUGUUGUGUGAGAAAACUCAACCUUUUAUUAUCCCCAGCACAAGGUGCAUGUGGAAAAUUUCGGGGGUCUUUUAUUUCAGCUCAUGAAACAUGGGACCAACACUUUACAUGUUGCGUUUAUAAUUUUUAUCAAUGAAGUGGAUUGUCCCUCCAAUCACUGCGGGUAACUGUUGAGAUAUUCUGCUCUCUGUCUCCCUCUGUCUGCCAGGUGGCCCUUGACGUGCCAGGAUUGAGCGCUGUGUCUCCGCAGGACUACUACUCCUACAUCUGUGUCCAGAUCAGUGUCACGCUUCUGGAUCCUAGCUAG
Molecule: messenger RNA, 6552 nt
Organism: Coregonus sp. 'balchen'
Lineage: Eukaryota; Metazoa; Chordata; Actinopteri; Salmoniformes; Salmonidae
Source: the annotation of a GenBank genome assembly